Molecule: messenger RNA, 2165 nt
Organism: Eucalyptus grandis
Lineage: Eukaryota; Viridiplantae; Streptophyta; Magnoliopsida; Myrtales; Myrtaceae
Product: RING-H2 finger protein ATL80
Source: RefSeq, a predicted model, not a curated record
GGUUAUCCGGUUGGUGAGACAAUGGACGUCAGGCCAAUAAGGUAUUGCCUGUUUUAAGUUUUGCUCUCUAUGGAAAUCGGGGAAGAAGUAAAUCCCCCCCGUGACAUUCUGGCGUGGAUGAAGAGGAUGGGUUCAGCAGUAUUAAGGGGCUUUUUUAGCUCUUAUGUAGAUGUGAUCUGAAGUCACGUGAUUUCAGAUUGGAGACGCGUCUUUUUCCUUCUGAAAGUAGGUGAAUGUGUUGAGCCGAAUUCCGUGACUGAUUUCAAAGGCAAAAGAUGCCGGUUGGAAGCUGUUGUCCGUUGAUUGAGGGAGUGUUCCUGAAAAAAGGAAGGACAGGCUCUUUUCGCAUGUUGCCUGUUUUCUCGCCAUGAAAGCUUUUCUCGGCAUGGGAAGCUGGCACUCAACCACCGCCGUUGCUCAAUUCUAUCUCGACCAUUAAAUGUUGCGAACCCUUAUGUGGGGUCGGCAUGAUGUGAUUGCUGAGAUGGAGCGGGUUGCACGAAUCGGGCGGGCCAAUGCAAAACUUGUUUUGCGAAAUGGACGGCUCGUAACAUGCAAUGCAUGCCCACUCACGCGACACGCUGCCCACAUGUCUCACAUUCUUGCUGCGUUAGGUACUUUGUCUUGACGAUAAUAGCACAAAAAAUCAAUGCAAAAGAUUCACUGUUUUGCCUAAAAGGAUUGGGUCAGGCGGAAAAAACCUCGGGCUGAGGUUUUCAGGGGCGAUUGCUCGAAACCAUUUAUGACUUUUAAAAUUAAAAAAAAAAAAUAUGCGACUUCUCGAAAUCAUUUAUAACUUUAAAAAUUAAAAAAGAAAAAAUGAGGAUACCUCACGUGGCUUCGAGCAGUUUGUCUCUCUCUCUCUUUCUUUUUAUUUAAGAAAAUUGUGUAAUUCUUAUUAACUUGAGGUGUUUGGCAUUGAAUGAAAGUCAAAUUUUAACAAUUCGAAAUGGAAAAGAAAAGAAAAAGACAAAAGAAAAGGGGGAAGUGCACUGAGUGAUGCCAAACCCCACCUGAACCGAAGAACAUGAAGGGGGAUCCUCAUCAAGCUAUGGCCAAAUUGGCAAAGAGACAGCAUAAUCCGCGAGGGGACACGAUCAUGGAUAUCUCAUGAAGGCAAGGACUAUCCCUCAACAGCACAAGAAAUGGAGGACAAGAAAGUAAUUCCAGUGAAGUCAAACCACCCUGGGGACCCGACCCGACCCGACCUGAGCCAACCGAAUCCAACUCAUAUACCGAAAAACAGCGGGCGGGGGUUAGUUGUUAGUUGUAAGCCACACCCGCCUGCUCCUCCUAAUCCUUUCGGACAACACAAACCGAACGGCAUCCCCUCCUUCUCUCUCUCCCCCAUGACUCGCCACCGCUUCCUCGGCGCCGCCAACUCGUCGGCCGCCACCGCCCCGCCCCCCGCCGCCCCGGACCCCGUCGCCGUCGACUCCGACUUCGUGGUCAUCCUCGCCGCCCUCCUCUGCGCCCUCAUAUGCGUCCUCGGCCUCAUCGCCGUCGCUCGCUGCGCCUGGCUCCGCCGCCUCUCCUCCUCUCCUCCGGCGGCGCCCUCCUCCUUCCUCGCCGCCCCCGCCGCCUCCUCCAAGGCCAACAAGGGCCUCAAGAAGAAGGUCCUCCGCUCCCUCCCCAAGCUCACCGUCACCCCCGACGCCGCCGACCGGUACUCCGACUGCACCAUCUGCCUCCUCGAGUUCGCCGACGGGGACGAAAUCCGGGUGCUGCCCCACUGCGGGCACGCGUUCCACGUGUCCUGCAUCGACCCCUGGCUCGGAUCGCACUCCUCCUGCCCGUCCUGCCGCCGGAUUCUGGUCGCCGCGGCCGCCGCGUGCGACAAGUGCGGCAGUUUGCCGGCCGCGACCCCGAGCUCGAGCUCGGCCUCGGCCUCGGCCUCAGGCACAGCCGAGGCGGAGUCCAGAAUGAAGCAAAGAGAAGAUCAGGACAGCAGAUUUUUGCCGUAACACGAAUUCUCUCCCCGCGGAGGCCUUUCCUCCCUCUUUUUCUUAGAUUUGCUUAGCUCUUAGUAUGAAGAUGAUGUUCAUUGAUCUCAGUAUACCUUAGGUUAGCGUGAGAUGGUCACAGGACUCAUCACAUCACGCCUGGAAAAUGGUUGAAUCCCAAAGCUUAAUUUCAAUGAAAAAAUUCAUGAGAUUAGGUGCUUU